Messenger RNA from Grus americana (Whooping crane), 1352 nucleotides. RefSeq names its product aurora kinase A interacting protein 1 (gene AURKAIP1). The record is from RefSeq and is a predicted model, not a curated record. The transcript is spliced from 3 exons. Gene Ontology annotation, cellular component: mitochondrion. Lineage: Eukaryota; Metazoa; Chordata; Aves; Gruiformes; Gruidae. Gene Ontology annotation, biological process: mRNA processing. Bases 44 to 652 code for a protein of 202 amino acids.
UAACAGUCAUUGCUGGCUCUGACAGCGGACAAAGUGAAACAAUAUGUUAAUAUCACAGCUGACUUCACAGUUACUGAAGGCUUCACGAAUUGCAGGCCACCUUUUGCCAAGGUCAGUGUCUUCCUUUCUUUGCUAUCAUUCUACAUCUGUGCACUAUUGCACACAGCCAUCUAACAAGAGUGGAGCCCAACCUCAGCGGUGGUAUGCUCUGGACCCUGAACUGGAAGAGAUGCUGAUCCCCAGAAAACUUUCCAUCAGCCCCUUAGAAAGCUGGCUGACGGUUAGGUACUCCCUUCCUAAAGCAGAAGUCCUUAAUGCUCAGGAAGAUGUGGGCUAUGAACCUCUCCAGCAAUAUGACUGUCCCCCAUCUGGUGAGGGAGCUGAUGUGGAGGAAGGAGAAGGAACGCUUAGCAACAAGCUUCAAUGUAAGAAUGUUUUGAAGAUUCGCAGAAGGAAAAUGAAUCGGCACAAGUUCAAAAAGCUGCUAAAGCGCAGAAAGUUUGUACGGAGGAAGAUAAAGGAAGGUCGCAAGAAGAAACGUCAGAUAAAAUUUGAGAGUGACUUGGAGCGCAUCUGGAAAAGAGCUGGUUUGAAAAAUCCUCCUGCAGGAUGGCAAACACCCAAGAUAUUUCUGAAGAGUUCAAAGCGAUAAAAACACUUGUAAUGAGUUUUAACCUGUGACUGUAAUUAAAAAAAUAUUUAAGUACAUGGAUUACAUUUAACCUUUUUCUGAGUGUGAUGAAAUUAAUAGGAGGAGACUUUCAAUCUUGGUGAACAGUUCUCCAGGGACAAACCUGACAGCAAUAUGCUUUUCCUCCCCAGAAGAACAGUGUGAGCUCUUGUAUAGUGACGUGGCACUGCUGUUUACAGUCCUGUGCUGCUGCUCCCAACUAUGUCUGAGCAAAAGUGUCUUGGACUGCAACUGAAUUUCUCAAGUUGCUAUUUAAGAUUAGACUGAACGAUGUACUGUAAGAACAAUCAGUUGUGGGAGUUGGGAUAAGUGAAAGAAUUCUAAUUCUAUAUAAGACAAGCAUUUUGAAAAGUUCUUUCAAAAUUGCAUUCUUUCGUAGCCUUACUAUAGAAGGGCUGGUUAAGAGUUAUGGUGACAUAUGAAUUGGAUCAGAAUUUCAUAGAAUAUAUCUGCAAAAGCUUUAAUUUUCACUUACCUGAAGCCUUGGUGUGCAUAUGCCUUAGGCAUUGCAUGAGCGUCCUUAAAAGGCUUAUUUUCUUUUCUGUUUUGUGCUAAUAAAAAAGUUGUUGCUUUUUUUUCUACGAUAGACCCAUGUCAUACAGAACAUUUGGAUAUUGGUAUCAAUAAAAGUUUAGAGCUAAUUGCUCAUUAAUUACAAAAA